Messenger RNA from Funneliformis mosseae, 1395 nucleotides. The record is from the annotation of a GenBank genome assembly. Lineage: Eukaryota; Fungi; Glomeromycota; Glomeromycetes; Glomerales; Glomeraceae.
AUGCCGCCGGAAUUUUAUGAUUAUGAAAGCGAAUCACAAUCUUUUCAAAAAUUUAAUGAUUUAGUUGGACCAUUAUUUACGAAUGAUAAUGUAGAUGCUAAAGCAACUCCCGUGGUUUUCGUUGAAGGUUUUAUGGGUCCUGGAAAACCUGCUUAUUGGGGUCCACUUGAAAAAAUAUUAGCUUCUUCCAAUGAUCAAAAUAAUGAAAUAAAGUUAAAGAGUAGACGAUGUAUUUUUGUUUUUCCUGGAUGUGGAAGUUCUUUACAUGAUAGAGCUGUCGAAAUCUUUUAUCAAAUAAAAGGCGGAAGAGUUGAUUAUGGUGAAGAACACUCAAAAAAGUUCGGCCAUUCCCGUUAUGGACGUGAAUAUUCAGGUUUAUAUCCGGAAUGGAGUGUAUCGAAACCUUUGCACUUUUUAGGUCAUUCUCUUGGUGGUAUAACAAUAUGGAAACUUCAACAACUAUUAGAUAGUGACACUUUCCCCGCUCAUCUUAACCCACAUCCCGACAUGAUUCGUUCUCUCACUACAGUAUCAUCUCCAUUCAAAGGAAGCCAAGGGGUAUAUAUUUUAGGAGCUACAACCGAUGGAACAGUUCGUCCCUUUUCUUUUGGUGCUUGGCUUGGUAGAUUCGUUCAUAUUUACGAAUAUUUGGAUAUUAAAUGGUUAAGAAUGAUUUAUGAUUUCAACGUAGAUCAUUGGAAUUUAAGUUUUCGUAAAAAUUGGGAUUUUUCUUCAUACUUGUCAUGGAAUUCCAACAAGGCUACAAUUACUUCGGAUGAAAAAAGUGUAGAACUAAUCCAAGAAACGACAAAUACAUUGAGUAAAGCAUAUGGUUUAUUACAAUGUUUAUAUAAAAGUCCUUGGUUAAAUUCUGUAGAUAAUGCUCCGCAUGAUAUGACUAUUCAUGCUAUGAAAGAAGUUAACGUUACAAGUAAAACUUUUGAAAAAACAUUUUAUAGAACUUACGUCUCAUCUAUUACAUAUGAAGAUCCUAUAAGCAAAUAUCAUCGGCCACAAUUUUCAUUUUCUCUUCCAAUUCCUUGUUAUUUUCUCUCUAAACAUAUUGGAGAGUUUCAAUUUCCUGAAAACACAUCAAAUCCUCCAGUUUUAUCCAAAGAAAUGUAUAAAUGGCAUGAAAAUGAUGGUGUUUGUCCGAAAUAUUCCCAAACACAUCCCCAUUACGAAUGUUCACCAGAUAAAUGUAAACAUCAUAAAGGAUUACCCGAAUUAAAUAUGGACGCUUCUUCAUGUGAUAUUGAAGCUGGUAAAUGGGAUGUUUGGGAAAUUAAUAAUACAUCUCAUUUUAGUAUUAUACCUGUUUGGUGUGGAACUAAAAAACAACUAUUAUUUUUUAAUGGCUAUAAAGAAUAUUUAGAUCAAUUAGAUAGAUUAUAA